Molecule: messenger RNA, 1722 nt
Organism: Aspergillus uvarum CBS 121591
Lineage: Eukaryota; Fungi; Ascomycota; Eurotiomycetes; Eurotiales; Aspergillaceae
Product: tyrosyl-DNA phosphodiesterase 1
Exons: 5
Coding region: 1-1722 (573 amino acids)
Biological process (GO): single strand break repair; double-strand break repair
Cellular component (GO): nucleus
Molecular function (GO): double-stranded DNA binding; single-stranded DNA binding; 3'-tyrosyl-DNA phosphodiesterase activity
Source: RefSeq, a predicted model, not a curated record
AUGGACGAAGCAGACCGUCCUUCGAAACGAGCAAAAGUUCUCGCGGCAACCACGAAGCCUGAGGUUUCUGCCGAAGGUCAUGCGCCUAGUCGUGACGAUAGCAUCGACUUCAUCAAACCCCUAGCUUCACUGCACCGCUCCAUUACACCUCCAUUAAUAACCCGCUCAGCCAGGGACCCCGCACCACCGCCACCAGCCCACGACAGCGCCAUAUCCCCCCCCAGCAAAGCACAGCCAUGCACUCUGGACCAGAAAGUCCUCCCCUCACCCAUUCAACUCACCCACAUCCGCGACUUCCCACCCUCUUCCGGCAACAAUGUCGACACUGUUCGGCUCCGCGAUAUCCUGGGCGACCCCAUGAUCCGCGAGUGCUGGCAAUUCAACUACCUCCACGAUGUAGACUUCCUGAUGAGCCAAUUCGACGAGGACGUGAGAGCCCUGGUCAAGCUGAAGGUGGUGCACGGGUCGUGGAAGCGAGAGGCGCCGAAUCGCGUGCGUAUUGAUGAAGCAUGCGCACGAUACCCGAAUGUCGAGGCGAUCGUGGCCUACAUGCCCGAAGCCUUCGGGACCCAUCACUCCAAAAUGAUGAUUCUCCUGCGACACGAUGAUUGUGCCCAAGUUGUCAUCCACACGGCCAACAUGAUCCCGGGCGAUUGGGCGAAUAUGACCCAAGCGGUGUGGCGAUCCCCCCUCCUUCCUCUGCGCACGAGGAGAGAUACAGAUGAUCCGAGCGACGACGACCAACGGCUCCCCGGGUCGGGAGCCCGGUUCAAACGGGACCUGCUGGCUUAUCUGAGUGAGUACGGGUCCAAGAAGACGGGCCCGCUGGUCAGGCAGCUGCGUCAGUACGAUUUCGGGGCCGUGCGGGCGGCUCUCGUCGCCAGUGUGCCGUCGAAGCAGAACUUGAGCGAGGCGGAUGCGCGGGUCAAGACGCUCUGGGGGUGGGUGGCGUUGAAGGAUGUGUUGAAGGAUGUGCCUCUCGCUAAGAAGAACAAGAGGCCGCACAUCGUCGUUCAGAUCUCCUCGGUGGCAUCGCUCGGGCAAACGGACAAGUGGCUGAGAGAUAUCUUGUUCGCAUCCCUGGCGCCUAAGAGAGAAGAUCCCAAACCGCGGUACUCUAUCGUCUUCCCUACCCCGGAUGAGAUCCGACGCUCCUUGAACGGGUACGGAUCCGGGGGCUCUAUCCAUAUGAAACUGCAGAGCGCGGCUCAGCAGAAGCAGCUACAGUAUAUGCGCCCCUUUCUGUGCCGUUGGGCAGGGGAUGAUGAUGAUGUGCAACCCGCCGUGGUUCGGCGGGAAGCGGGCCGCCGGCGUGCGGCGCCGCAUAUCAAAACAUACAUCCGGUUCUCUACGGAAGAGAUGACCACGAUCGAUUGGGCGAUGGUCACGUCGGCGAAUCUGUCUACACAGGCGUGGGGAGCGGCGGUCAACGCGAACGGGGAGGUGCGGAUCUGCAGCUGGGAGAUCGGGGUGGUGGUGUGGCCGGAGCUGUUGACCCGAGGAUCAUUCGACACAGACACCAUUCCUCCUGUGAAGACAGUGAUGGCGCCAUGCCACCGAACGGAUACACCCGCUGCCGCUGCAGACGACGCCGCCGUAACCGUCGGAUUCCGUAUGCCAUACGAUCUUCCCCUAACUCCGUACACCGCAACAGACAUCCCCUGGUGCGCCACGGCAAGCCACAGCGAGCCCGACUGGUUUGGACAGACAUGGGACAGUUGA